Molecule: messenger RNA, 1269 nt
Organism: Symbiodinium natans
Lineage: Eukaryota; Dinophyceae; Suessiales; Symbiodiniaceae
Source: the annotation of a GenBank genome assembly
AUGGCUCCCAGGCAAUGGAAAGUGGUGGGAGGUGGCAGUGCCGGCGGCAUCGUGGUGCGCAGCGGCCAGAAGCUGACAUCGGAGCAGCUGGGCGACCGUCUGGCGACGGGAGCUCUUGUCAAGGAGCUGAAGCUUGAGGGCGACCGGCUGAACUUCGAGCUUGUCUCUGGCAAAGGUCCGGAUGCAGGCUGGGUCAGCCUGAAGCUCAAGGACAAGGACUUGCUGGUGGAGGUGGACGCUGAAGGCAACACAGUUGCCAAGGAUGCCUUGAAGAAGAAAUCGUGGGACACGAAGUUUUUGUUCAAGGGCUGUGGUGCGAACAUCCGUGCGCUCGAAGGCGGCACCGAAGGGGCCAGCCGGGACCAGCUUUUUGAGUUUCUGAUGCGACAACACGUCAGCCCCGAGCUUCGAAAAGACUUUUGGCCUGAGAUCCCUGACCACCUUUACGACACUGCAAAGACCAGUGAGAUGGAUUGCAUCACUUUUUUCCAAACGGUGGGCCACCUCGCCUGUGAGCCAUCAGGGAAGCGAUUGCCUUCUCCCGGGGGCGUGCGGCAGCGGCUGGAGAGGUUUGGCGACCUCCGAUGUAUUGUGGUGGAGCCAGAUGCUAUGCAAGAGCCUCCCAAACUGGUGGCCGUGCUGGCUCAUGGUAUUGAGGUUCUGGGUGAUGACCUGUACGGAUUGGCUCACCGACUAUGUACCGAUGGUCUGAGAGUUGUUCUGCCAGAAGCGCCCAGUGAAAGUGCACAGCCGCGAGAGGAGGACAUAGUAGAGAAUGUUGGCCAGCCAAUCGAUGAAUCUCAGAGAGAAGACCUUGAUGAAUGGCGCAAGCCACUGCGCGAGUGGUGGAGCCGGAGCGUCAAGGAGAAGGACAUUGAGAAGUGCCUGUCUCAGGCGGCAGAGGGUCUCACUGCCUGUGCCGCAGCGGCGAAAGGUGAUGCCAAGCUCGUGCUGGGCGGCUUCUCGCAAGGCUCCCUCGUGGCCCUGGCAGCUGCCAAAAAGGCAAAGCCAUCGGGCCUCAUCCUGCUCUGCCCACCAGGCGCUGUGGCGGCCCCAGUGGCCAAAACCCUGGAUGCUCCGCCGCCGGCGCUUGUGGCCUCCGGAAGCGAGGAUAUCAUCGCGCCCAGGGAUGGCGUCCACCAAGUGCACGAGGCGCUGACGAGUGCGGGCAGCCGCGCAGAGCUCGUGAACUUCGAGGGUGGCCAUGAGGUGACCAUGAAGGUCGUGGACGCGGUGAGAGCCUUCCUUCUCAAAUCGAUUCGAAGCUGA